Grus americana (Whooping crane) is the source of this 1607-nucleotide messenger RNA. RefSeq names its product growth hormone regulated TBC protein 1 (gene GRTP1). The record is from RefSeq and is a predicted model, not a curated record. Lineage: Eukaryota; Metazoa; Chordata; Aves; Gruiformes; Gruidae. The transcript has 8 exons. Bases 160 to 1179 code for a protein of 339 amino acids.
CCGGCGGCCGCCUCCGCCCCUCGGAGGGCGGCAGGAGAGGUGAACUUGGGAACCGCUCCGUAUGGGGCCGCGACGCUGCUCGGCCUGAGGAGAUUCUCGCUCAUCCCGCGGCCGAGGCGCCGCGCUCCCCGCCGGGGGGAGGCCGAGCGCGGACGGCCGAUGGAGAGGAGAGAAGACGGGCGGGACUGGGCGUACAGGGUUGAUCCAUAUGGGUUUGAAAGGCCAGACGACUUUGAUUAUGCAUCCUAUGAAGCAUUCUUUUCCAGAUAUCUAGUGGUACUCACUAGAAGAGCAAUAAAAUGGUCCAAGCUCUUAAAGGGGAAUAACAAUAUACAGAAGAGUAUAAAAGUGAAGAGAUAUAUCAGGAAAGGCAUCCCCAAUGAACACCGUGCAUUGAUCUGGAUGAUUGUGAGUGGGGCCCAAACCAACAUGGAACAAAACCCUGGAUAUUACCACAGACUGCUUGAAGAAGAGAAGAAUGACAAGCUGGUUGAAGCAAUCAAAACAGACAUGAACAGAACAUUUCCAGAUAAUAUAAAAUUCCGCAAAACUGCUGAUCCUUGUUUGCAGCAUGCACUCUACAACGUACUGGUAGCAUACGGGCAUCAUAAUAAAGCAGUAGGAUAUUGUCAGGGCAUGAACUUCAUAGCUGGAUACCUGAUUCUUAUUACAAAGAAUGAAGAGGAGUCUUUCUGGUUGCUAGAUGCUCUUAUUGGAAGAAUAUUGCCUGAUUAUUACAGUCCUGCAAUGUUGGGCCUGAAAACUGAUCAGGAAGUCCUGGGAGAACUUGUGAAAAUGAAAGUUCCAGCUGUGGCAGAGCUGAUGGAAAGACACGGAGUCAUGUGGACUCUAGUGGUAUCACGAUGGUUUAUAUGCUUGUUCAUUGACAUUCUUCCAGUUGAGACUGUGCUCCGAAUAUGGGAUUGUUUGUUCUAUGAAGGGUCAAAGAUCAUCUUUCGUGUGGCCUUAACAUUAAUUAAGCAACACCAAGCUUUUAUUUUGGAAGCCACAAAUUUCCCUGACAUUUGUGAUAAAUUUAAGCAGAUCACCAAAGGAACGUUUGUAACUGAGUGUCACAGCUUCAUGCAGAAAAUAUUCACAGACCCUGGAAGCUUGUCCAUGGCAACAAUCAACAAACUCCGAGAGACUUGCAGAGAAAAGUUGCUUUCUCAGGGAUAACUCACCAGAUUUAACCAGGUGGUCAGAUACUACAGCAACUGACACAUUCCUCUACUUGCACUGACUAAAAAGCACACUUUAAGCUUUCCAUGAGUUAACUGACACGACCAAUUUUUCCUGCCUUUCAAGUAAGUGUUGUUAACACUUUGUACUGUAUGUCAGACUUCAUAACUGGAGGUGGUGGUUCUGUUGUUGGUUUGUUGUUUGUUUGGGGUUUUUUUUAAGGAUUAAAGUGUUUUCAGAGUAGAAUGUGAUCAGUGUCAGGAUACUCCUUUUAAAAAAAAAAAAAAAGUCACUGUCCUUGUCUUUUCAGGGCAUUUUGUAAUGUUAAAAGAAAACAGGUGUAUAAAAUUACAUAUCCUUCCUACUGUAUUAACUGUGACACUACUAUAAUUUUUACAAAAUAAAUUAAUUUAAUUUGUCAGAAA